GCUUGCUCACUCGAAGCAAUGAUGCCCAAGCCCAGCCGUCUUGGAUUUUAUUUAGCCGUUUUGCCCGUGGCGGUUGGCCUGUUGCUUUGCUACCUUUGCUAUAAGGGGAAGAGCCAGUAGUGCGGUGCAGGAGCAGGACGGCUGCAAACUUGCACUGCAUAGCCAGCAGGAGCGGUGGUACUGCCCGGUACUGUGGAGUGAGUGCACAAGUGACUAAGUGAGAUUAUAUACCAGCACCAGCAGCAGCAGCUAGCUCCAUGCCUCCAUGGCUGGCUGGGUGGUCACCAGCUAGCUAGCUGAUUGCACGGUUACACUGCCCUUGGCGUCGCAAGGUUUCGCGGCACCGGACCCGAGGCUGGUGCUCGACCGGAGAGAGAGAUGGGUCUCGCCGGCGGCAUUGUCCGGAAGGUCUUCUCCAAGAGCCCUUGCUCGUCCGCCGGCACCGGCAGCCGUGCCCACAGUUCGCAGGAGAAAGGGUCAGCUGCUGAUCACAGGAGGAGAUGGAGCUCGCUACGGCUGUACCUCUGCGGCGAGGAGAUGAACGCGGCCGCAGAGGAGGAGGAAGACGACGGCGACGGCGAGACGGUGUCCGUCAAGAGCUUCGAGACCUGCUGCGUGAUGCCGCCGGAGGAGGCGCACGUCGUCGGCCCGGUGGUGGCUCAUCGUCCGAUGAGUGACGCACACGACACCGUCGUCGACGAUCAAAGCAGGGUAACUGGUGACGAGCAGAGUCACGGCCACGGCGUCGUCGUCGUGCCGGCCAGGGACGAAGACGAAGAGGCAGCGGCAACGAUGAUCCAGUCUGCGUUCAGAGGCUUCAUGACGAGGAGGCAGCUGCAGGAGGUGAGGACGCGCCAAGAGCGAGGAGAAACGGGCGGCGCCCAUGACCAAGAGCCCAGCAGGAGCCCCACCUGGGCGUCCGUCGCGACGUCGGUGCUGGUCCAGGUAGGCGAGUCGCUGAGCAACCUCCGGCUCAGCGAGGAGAGCGCGUCGGUGCAGCAGCAGCAGCAGCGGUCCAGCCAGAGGUCGCGCCCGCCGCCGGCGCCGGCGCCAGCGUUCCGAGUCAAGGAGGAGUGGGACGACAGCACGGUGAGCUCGAACGUGUCCAGGAUGCGGAUCCAGAGCAGGAUCGAGGCGACGACGCGGCGGGAGAGAGCCCUCGCCUACGCAUUCUCGCAGCAGCUUCGGAGCUGCGGCGGCGGCGGCGGCGGCAGUAAGAAGCGGUCGGCGCGGGCGGAGCAGGGGGAGUUCAACGUGGGGUGGAGCUGGCUGGAGCGGUGGAUGGCGACGCGGCAGGCGGAGCCCGCGGCGGACGACUGCAUGAGCCGGAACGCGGACACGGGCUCCGUGGCCACGGCGGCCGGGCACCCGCACCGGCGGGUGGUGGUCGUCAGGAGGCGGAACAACGACCUCGCCGUCGAGGAGAAGGAGAGCUGCGGCUCCAACGACGUCUCCGUCGUCAGCUUCGACGGCUCCUCCAGCCUCGGUGCCGGUGGCGCCCGCAGCGGCGGGCUCAGCUGCCAUAAGCCGCCGGGCAGCAGCAAGAGCCGGCUCAAGGGCGGCCGGAGCUUGCCGCGCCGGAAGCAGGUGGCGUCGUCGGAGCACCACCGCUUCCAGGCAAGAUCACACAAGGUGAGCAAGAAGGUGCACCAGCGAGUGGAGCAGGAGCCGCACAGGGACCGACUCGACGCCGGCGGCUUCGAACCUCCCACGGAUUACUGAAACGGACGGACACUGAGCCUUGAGUCCACCUGCUUUGUACAUAGAUUUGGAAGGGAUUUGCAGCUGACGAUUUGUUGUUUGGUCUUGCAAGCAGCAGUCUGAAAGACUGCACGGUUCCUAUCUGCUGUCAGUGCCGCGUCGGUCAUGUAAAAUUCCUCGUAACACGUCGUAUCAAAUGUCCGGUCGCUAUAGCUCAGCAUUUUCUGUCACCAAAAACUCGGCGACGAGCAAAGCGUCACGGCUACAUAGGUGUAGUACACGAUAACAAGUUCGCUACACACGACAAGGAGCAACCA
This is a messenger RNA of Sorghum bicolor (sorghum), 2018 nucleotides long. RefSeq lists its product as uncharacterized. The transcript has 4 exons. The coding region runs from base 379 to 1722 and encodes 447 amino acids. NCBI's taxonomy places the organism in Eukaryota, Viridiplantae, Streptophyta, Magnoliopsida, Poales, Poaceae. Gene Ontology annotation, molecular function: protein binding. The record is from RefSeq and is a predicted model, not a curated record.